This is a messenger RNA of Gavialis gangeticus (Gharial), 2147 nucleotides long. RefSeq names its product peptidase inhibitor 16 (gene PI16). Bases 476 to 1876 code for a protein of 466 amino acids. Gene Ontology annotation, cellular component: extracellular region. The record is from RefSeq and is a predicted model, not a curated record. NCBI's taxonomy places the organism in Eukaryota, Metazoa, Chordata, Crocodylia, Gavialidae. The transcript is spliced from 6 exons.
CAAUGGCUCGUUGGUUCCUCCCUAGCUGCAGCUGUGGGCUGGUGGCAGGUGCAAUGAGCUACGUGAACAUUUGGGGUUUGUUUGGAAAGUGUUUGGGCAUCUUUUGGAAGCGGCGUGGAAGUAAAUAGUCACAGGGUCUCCUGUAGGAUCACAGCCAUGUUUCAGGUCUGAAAUCACCAGCAGCCAGGACCAAGAGAGGGAGCUCCUGUGAUUGUGGAGAAAUUAAAGGGAUUUCACUCUCAAGGUCAGUCUCAAGGACUGGGCACAGCUUACUCAUCAGUCCCUGAAGCAACAUUCCCCUUCCAUCAGUGACAUUACAUGGAAUGGGUGUGUUCCCUGUGGCUCUGAAACGUAUUCUAAUAGAGAUAAAUUUCCUCCCCCUAAUCUCAGCCUUUGGGUGUUCCUUGUUUUGGGAAGUGCUUUAAAUCUGUCUGCCAGAGACAUGGACUGCUAAAGCCAGAGACUGACUGCCACAAUGCUGAGCUCAGACCUUCCUCGCGUUCUGCUGCUGCUUACGGCCGUGGAGCUGAGCUGGGGGUCCCUUAGUGAUGAAGACGAGAGGCUGAUUUUGCAGAUGCACAAUAUCUACCGCUCUCAGGUCUCCCCACCUGCUGCAGACAUGCAGAAGUUGAGCUGGGACCCAGACCUAGGUGCCUUUGCCAAGGCCUAUGCAGAGAAGUGCAUCUGGGACCACAACAAAGACCGUGGCCGGCGAGGUGAGAACCUCUUUAUCAUGAUGGAGGAGCUGGACCUGCAGCUGGCCAUGGAGGACUGGCACGGCGAGUACCAGUACUACAACCUCACCGCCACCAAGUGUGCCAUGGGGCGCAUGUGUGGCCACUACACCCAGGUGAUCUGGGCAAACACCUUGCGUAUCGGCUGUGGGGCACACUUUUGUGAGACUGUGGAGGGCAUUGAGGAACGUGACAUGCACCUGCUGGUUUGCAACUACGAGCCCCCUGGUAACAUAAGGGGACGAAAACCAUACAGGGAAGGAUCCCCCUGUUCUCUGUGUCCCGAGGGCUAUAAAUGCAUCAAUUCGAUGUGUGAACCCAGUGUAGACUCAGAAGAGACUCCUAUACCCACUAUGACAACAAAGCCUAGUCGAACCACUACCGCCAAGCUAGCACCUACCACUACCAUUCGAACACAUGCCUCCACCACGUGCCGAGCACGUACCAGAACCAGACCAGCACCGACCACAACAAGCCCAACACCCACCUCUGUCCCAAUGCCAGCAUCUACUACUGCCCCAACACCCACCACAACCUCCAAACCCACCACUAUCACAAAACCAGCACCCACCAUGACCACCAAAACCAGUCCAACACCCCCCACAACUAUAAGGUCAACACCCACCACAAUGGCAAGGCCCAAUCCCACUACAGAAGCUGAGCCAACAGCCUCCAUAGAGCCCACUUUAGACCUGGACGUUGAGACCUCUCCAGAAAUGCAGGUAGACUCUGAAGAGGCAACAGAGGCUCUGCCUUUAGAUCUGGACCCGACCUUCGGCCCUAAUGCCACUCCAGAGGUAAAUGGGGAGAGGAAGGAGGUCUCUUUGAGAGCUGAACAGGCUUUCCCCUCAGAGCCACCUCCAUCCCUUGAGCUAAUUUCUUCAGAAGCUGAUCUAAGCUUGGAAGAGGCCAAGCAGAUUCUAACUACUGUAAAGCCAGUGCCCUCCAACCCUAAGGCGCCUACCCUCCUGCGUUUAGUGUCAUCUUCCAAAGACCUCACUUUCCAGUCCUUGUCAGGUGCCAAGGAGAUGGAAGAAAUAUCACCAGAUGGGCACCACCCCAAGACUUCAUCUGCCAGCAACAUCCUGGAGCUCUCUUUUCUAUUACUGGCCAGUUCCCUCCUGAGAGCCCUUCUGCUCUGAAGGUUCAUUCUUAGCGAUCAGUGCUCUGGUCAAGCAAACUCUCCUUCAUUACUGACUGUCCCACUACACCGCUGGGUACUGGGUGCACCACUGGCACAAGGGGGAAAGACUUGACUCAGCUAACGCACUCCAGUCUGAUUCUAGUUAUACUCACAUUCAGGCUCCCUCACCCAAGAGGCCAAAGGCAGUCCUGUGAACCCAUUAUUCCCUAGAUACCAAUGAAAGGGGCAUAGAAGAAAGCUCCCAGCUUAUCUGUGGAAGGGCAGGAAAA